This is a messenger RNA of Dreissena polymorpha, 2047 nucleotides long. RefSeq names its product inversin-like. Bases 209 to 1270 code for a protein of 353 amino acids. The transcript is spliced from 14 exons. Lineage: Eukaryota; Metazoa; Mollusca; Bivalvia; Myida; Dreissenidae. Gene Ontology annotation, cellular component: nucleus; cytoplasm. The record is from RefSeq and is a predicted model, not a curated record. Gene Ontology annotation, molecular function: protein binding.
GUCUUCAAUAUGGCGGAUUGAAAAGUUGCCAAAACAAUUCCCAGAUAAGAAUUGAUAGAAAACAAUGUUUACGCCAUUGUUUCAUUCAAAACAAUAGUGCUUAUAUUUGUGGCUUAUAAUUCACUAUUAUUUACUCCGUCUAAAGAAAGCCAGAAGUGGUUUCUUUGACGUAUCCAUCUAGAUUCAACUCGUAUUCUGUAUAAAGAAAAUGAGCAGUACCAGGGACUUCCCAGGUGUUAGUUCACCAGCUAUGGAAUCAACAGUGUCUGAUGAUACACCGGUUGCCAGCCCAAGGGAGGGGCCUUUCGACCAGUCCCAGUCACAGAAGCUUGAGGGCGUCACACAGAUACAUGCGGCUGCUGUGAACGGGGACAAGGCCUGGCUUGCAAGAGUCAUAACGGCCAACAUUGGAACUGGCCUACUGGACGCCGGGGACCAGUUCGGCCGCACACCCCUGAUGUUUUGUGUGCUGGCUGACCGACUGGAGUGUGCUGAACUACUGCUGAAGGCUGGGGCGCAGACCAACAUGAAGGACAAAGGGGGAAGGACCGCCCUUCACUGGGCAGCACACAAGGGUAAUGUUCGCCUGAUUAAGCUGUUGCUAUCGAAGGGUGCUGACUGCCAUAUGAAGGAUAACGAAGGCCAGACCGCUGUACACCUGUGUACAAGGCACAAGUCACCCAAGUGCAUGACUCUGUUGCUACGGCAGCUGUCACCGGGGGAGAUUGAUGAUCAGGAUAGAAACAAGAGGACAGCAUUACACUGGGCUGCAUCCUAUGGGAAUUUAGAACACGUGAACAUGCUGAUCAAGCAGGACUCGAACAUAGGCAUCCCCGACAUUGAGGGAAAAACGCCACUCCACUGGGCAGCCAGUAGUCGAGAUGCAGAGGCUGUCAACUGCGUCAGGCUUAUUUUGGUCGCUGUUGACAACUGCAAUGUUUCUGCCCUGGACAACAUGUUCAGGACCCCUCUACACUGGGCUGCUGUACUUGGUCAUUCAAAGAUCGUAUCACUGCUGCUGGACAACAAGGCGGAGUUCUCAAGUUCAGACCAGAACGGGGCCACACCUUUACACUACGCAGCGCAAAACAACUUUGACGAGACGGUUGAAGUGUUUCUGUCUCGCGCCAAUGUGACAGACGAAGCAGACGUGGAGGGCAGGACGGCGUUCAUGUGGGCAGCGGGCAAGGGGGCGGACCAAGUGUUGGAGACCUUCCUCAAACACAACGUGGACAUACAGCAGGUCGACAAGAACGGCGGCACAGGUUAACUCCAAUCCAGUACGCGGCGUACGGUGGAUACGUCAACUGUAUGUCAGUACUCCAGGAGCACAAAGCAGACCCUAACGCCAAUGACUGUGAGGUAAUGACUGCCCUUCCCUUGGCCUGCAGUAAAGCUCAUCUAGUUCUGGGAAAACUUUAAAUGUGUAAAGUGUCAUCCCAGAUUAGCCUGUGUGGACUGCACAUGCUAAUCCAAGACUUUCUCAAAUGCAUUAAGCCCCCGUUGUCCCAGAAUGAGGCUCACAUAUAAGAUAAGUAUAUUUUUUGUAAACAACUAGCAAACACGUUAGACCAUAUUCUUUGCAUAGAAUGAAUGCUCAUCACAGACACAUUCCUUUUAUUUGGAUUUUUUUUAUAAACUACGGAACAUAUUCUUGCAAGGGAUGACUGCUCUCUAUUGGGCAUGCAGUAAAGGUCAUCUGGACGCUGUGAAAAUGCUCAUUGAGUACAGAACAUAGCCCAACCACAUGUUGUUCACAGAGGAAAGGUACAAUCAACUACCCUACGCAUUGAUGGUGUAUUACCUCUCAGUUCAGGUACACUCCACUGGACUACGCACUGAUGGGUAAACAUCAUGAGGUGGCUCAGUUUCUCCUGGAGCAGGAAGCGCUUUCCAUAGCAGGUAAAUAGGGGCCGGCAUUGGGGUCUAUCACAGGUUAAUAUGGGUGUAAAAGCCGUUCUUCACAUGUACAUAGAGGCUGAAAAGGAGGUCAUAAGGGGUCCAUGACAUGUAAAUAGGGUUGAAAAAAAUGAUCCAUGACAGGUAA